AUGGAGUGGUUCUCUGGUGAUAUCGCACAGUGUAUCAAGAAAGUUAAGACGGAUGGGAAGCUCUUCCUCGUCUUUUCAAGCGGUGAAGAAGAUGAAUCCAAACAAAUAUCAGAAGCUUUAGACUCGGAUGAAGUGGCUGAUCAAUGCAGUGAUAUAAUAUGCCUUCGACUUCAAUCUGGGUCGACAUCUUUUACUCAGUUUUGCGCAGUUUAUUCGGUCCCAUCCAUUCCUUGUAUUCAUCUCAUCUCUCCAUUUGGUAAAGUCUUAUCGGUCAAAUCUACAGACUUUACUCAAAACCAGAUCUCACAUUGGUUGCAAGAAACUAUCACAAUUUUUCAUUUAAUUGAAGUUAAGGAAGGUGAAGUAGAUCAAAUGAAAUCUCAAAGUCGGCAAGUACCUGAUGAAAAUAUACUUAUUAAAGAGGAUGAGAGAGCUCAAGAAUUGCAGACUGUAAGGACCGAAAGUGCAAAAGCUAGUGAUGAAGCCACGCUGAAACAACCAGAAACCAUCGAAUUAUCUCAAUCUUUGCCUAUUAAUGAGACGAUUUCAUCUAAUCAUGAUGGUUCAUCAACUCAAGGAAACGAUGAUGGUGAAGCUUCUCAUCCAGGAUUAAGCUUAAAGAAUAAAAUUGAGCACGCCAAACGUCUCAUUGAGGAAAAGAAAAAGGAAAAAGCAGUCGAAGAAUUUCAGAAGACUCAUGAAGCAGAAAUCAAGCGUCGCGAACAAGGUCGCAAUUUGACCGAAUUCAAGCGCAUGCAAAGGGAAAGAGAAAUUCGGGAGCGGUUGGAGGAACAAAAACGUGACAAGGCUGAAAGGGAAGCUGCGCGGCGCCAAGUUCUUGCUCAAAUUGAAGCUGAUAGACGCGAGCGCAUGUCCGCGGUUCGUCUCCAAAUACGGCUACCAGACGGCGCCCAUAUGAUUGGUGUGUUUUCAUCUGGGGCUUAUUUAGGUACCGAUGUGAGGGAUUACAUUACCGCGCGUGUACGAGGAAAUGAAAUUUCUACGUACAACGGCGUCACUGUACCUCCGUUGAGUGAAGCAAUGCGCUCUUCCUUCGCUCCAGUUGUCUCCAGUGGUUACAUUUUCCGUCAAACACAAUUGCCACCACCCCGAAACUUCUCGGUAGAGGAUGAACACGCGAAAACGCUUCGUGAUCUUGACCUUUGGCCUUCUUCUGUUCUCACUCUGCAGAGUUUACCAUCGCCGAUUUCGCUUUCUAGAAGGUCUGUCUCUGAAUACUCUCAGAAUAUUAUGUCGUAUAUGUUUGGUUUGGUAUGGAAUGGAAUUCGGAAUGUAGGUGAAUCUGUGUACUAUCUCGGAGCUGGUUUGAUUAAUUUUGGACAAAAUACAUGGCAAACCCUCUGGGGUAGUGCUGACGUUGGCGGUCGAGAUGGACAAACCCUUGGUCGUGAACCUAGUGAAAAUUCCGAAUCUCGUCCCAAAUCCAGUAAUGUUGAAUCGGAUGAGGGGAGAGCCUACAGACGGCAGGGCAAUAUCUCGAGACUCUCUCAUAUGCCCGAUGACACGGAUGAACAAGCGAGGUGGAAUGGAAACUCGACAACUCAGCUGUGA
Messenger RNA from Rodentolepis nana, 1572 nucleotides. Lineage: Eukaryota; Metazoa; Platyhelminthes; Cestoda; Cyclophyllidea; Hymenolepididae. The record is from the annotation of a GenBank genome assembly.